This is a messenger RNA of Symbiodinium natans, 1035 nucleotides long. Lineage: Eukaryota; Dinophyceae; Suessiales; Symbiodiniaceae. The record is from the annotation of a GenBank genome assembly.
AUGGGAUGCGGUGCUUCCGUGCCAAGAAGCCGCCAGUAUCAGCAUUCUGCCGAUGCAACGAGCAGUUGCCUUGAGGAUGCUUCGCGCGAAGAGGUCCACGAUGUUUGCUUGAGUUCUCCAGGCUUUGAGUUUUCCGCUCAGGCCCUGCACAUAGCAAGCGAUGCACUUGCAGUUCCGCCACUCAGCACGGUAGACGCGCAUCACGUUCCAAGGGCAGGCCGCCGAGAAGCUUCUGGUUUUCAGAGUCUUCAGGCCCAUUCUAAGGGGCUGGAUGGACCGGUCGGACCGGCAUUGCAAAAGACGAAGCCGGAGAUGCCAAAAUCUGUCGAGCCGUGGGACGUUGACGACUUGAGCUAUGGGCCCAGCUUUGGCCCGGAAGAGCUCGAUGCGGACAUUCUUGGGCGCUUGGCGCGCAUGCCUGCAGCCUUUGUUGUGGGAGGGGUUCUGGCCAAGACGGAUAACUGCGAAGUCCACUUGGCAGCGCAAGUUUCAGAUCGGACCAAGCUCGUGGUAAAGCGCAUACACCGAAGGAGAAGUGCGCAGCCAUAUCCCACCCAUGUCAACGAAGUUCGGUGCCUGGAGCGACUACGUCAUCCCUGUAUCGUGAAUCUCUUGGGUGUCAUCGUAACACGGGACACGUUGGAUAUCCUUCUAGAAUAUUGUGAUGGCGGUGCACUUCGAAACUUCGUCGAGGCAGGGCAAAUCGAAACCGACUCCUUGCUUCGAGUCCUUGGCGACGUGGUGUCGGCUUUGGCCUUCAUGCACGGCGAGCGCUUCGCGCAUCUCGACGUUAAGUCCGUGGCAAGCUUUGCGAUCUUGGAACUGCCACUCGAAUUGGCAGACGUGUGGUCUUUCGGCAAGGUGGCCAACUUCGUGGAAACAAGAAGCAUGGCAGCAAAACUGCUGAGACAUGUAGAGUACGAGAGAUCGUUCGGUGAGAAUUCUAGCUUGUCACUAUGUCAGGUUCUGGCGCAUCGCUGGGGGUUGACUACAGCUCGCUACUGCAUGACGAUCCGGCUCGACGCCCUUCCGUGA